Molecule: messenger RNA, 2262 nt
Organism: Calliphora vicina (urban bluebottle blowfly)
Lineage: Eukaryota; Metazoa; Arthropoda; Insecta; Diptera; Calliphoridae
Gene: gcm2
Product: gcm2
Exons: 3
Coding region: 69-2153 (694 amino acids)
Biological process (GO): gliogenesis; regulation of transcription by RNA polymerase II
Cellular component (GO): nucleus
Molecular function (GO): DNA-binding transcription activator activity, RNA polymerase II-specific; RNA polymerase II cis-regulatory region sequence-specific DNA binding
Source: RefSeq, a predicted model, not a curated record
AAUACAAAUUUAAAGUUUUACCAGCAAAUUUGAAUGGAUUUAACGGCGAUAUUGUGAUCAGGAGAAAUAUGGUUAUAUUAAAUGCCUACUGCUUCAAUUCCCGCAAACAGCAGCAACUGAACAUGACCCACAGAUCGAAACGAGACUGGGACAUCAAUGAUGCUGUAGUGCCGCAAGUAAAUGAAAGUGAUUUCGAUGAAUUCAACGAAUGGACUGAUGGUCAUGUACGCCUCAUCUAUCCCAUCAGCAAUGAAGAGGCCAAAAAACACAUAUCCGGCUGGGCCAUGCGCAACACCAACAAUCAUAAUGUCAAUAUUUUGAAGAAAAGUUGUUUGGGAGUUUUAACAUGUUCGCAAAAUUGUACGCUCUCGAAUGGUAAUAAAAUCAAUCUAAGACCUGCUAUAUGUGAUAAAGCACGUAGAAAACAAGAGGGCAAAGCCUGUCCCAACAAGACAUGUAGAGGCGGACGUCUUGAGAUCAAACCUUGUCGAGGACAUUGUGGUUACCCGGUUACACAUUUUUGGCGGCAUUCGAAUAAUGCCAUAUUUUUCCAGGCCAAAGGGGUGCACGAUCAUCCCAAGCCGGAACCCAAAAACUCUACUGUAUCAAAGAGAGCAUUUGGCAGAGUGUCACUGGUAUCCAGGAAUACUGCUGCGGUACAGGGUAGAGGAGCGGGCAAAAAGUCUACUUUGGUAAAUGGUUUGACCAGUAGUUUAAGGCAAAUGAAGACACACAGCUCUUUCCUCAACAAAGUAUUAAAACGCUCUACAAAAGCCAACAAUUCCAUGACACAUGCAGCAGCUUUGGAGAUUUAUCAAUUCAAUAAUACUUGCAACAAAUGUACUGCUAGAACUCAAUGCACCUGUGUUAUAGAACCUUUAUCGAAUACAUCCACCCUAAACUAUUCAACUCCCUUACAUCAUUAUGAAACUCUGGCUGGCGCUGUACCUCAUCAAAACUAUACGCACAGUCACCAUACGCACAAUAUUUACCAAAACAACGAAAAUAACAGUACUAAAUGUGAGCCCACGGCUUUGCUAACGGUCAAUCAUCAGCAUAUAACCUAUAAUUAUCCCAUUUAUCAUGCCUCCUCUGGGGUCCUAAGCAGCAAUAGUGCAACUGUGGCUCCUUCCCCCAAAACAGCAACAGAACAAACGCCGCAGCAUCAUUCGUGUGCCACUUCACCAACCUCUACACUGCACAGCAGUUCCCACUAUGCAGCCGAAGGUCAUGAACAAGCUAAUAAAAUGGCGUAUCAUCAUUAUCACAGCUCUGCGGCCACAGGUUAUGGCUCAGAGUCCUCUUUAUGUUACAAUAACAACUGUGAUGCCAUCUCAAACUUUAGUGGUAACUUAACAGGAUCCUAUGACUAUGAUAUACACCCGCCACCGCCACUUUCCGCCCGGCAUUUAAGCAGCCAUCAUUCCGUCCAUGAGCUUCAUGGUGGACCACAACAGCAGCAGUCACAUCAUCACAGCAGUACAACUGAACCGGCAGAAUUUAUUAAUUAUUCAGAUUUAAAAUACUCCGCACGCCAGCCACCACCACCACCACCAUCAAUGUCGUCAGCAGCCACGGCUUCUGAAGUGAUUAGUACUGAACCUGAAUUCAUUAACUAUUCCGAACUUAAACAUUAUCCCCAUAUCAUGGAGUCUACGCAAACAACUGCCGCUAUACACGAAACUAAACCAACCAAAUUGGUCGCCAGUGAGGAGACCUCCCCCCAGCUAUACACUCAAACAACAAACAGAAUUCCCGAAAGUAACAACACCAGCUAUGACACCUGCUACUACGGUAGCACUACACGCCCCAAAUUGGAAAAGUCCAGAGACAAAUAUCUCAUGGAUACAUCCAGCAGUCAAACUGGCACGACCUAUGAUUACGAACACCUUAGCAGCCAGUACAAUGGUGCUUCGAGUAGCUAUUUCCCCAACAUGGCUACCGGUCACAACAGUACCAACUACUCUGGCAUCAAUAACUACUAUGACACGGGACCCGCAGCCGGUAUGCAUGGACCACAGAGCCAUACUUCGGCGUAUGAGUACAAUGGUUCGACAUCCUCCUCGUAUGGCUCAACGUAUAGUUAUGAUCAAAUGAAUGCACGUAGUUCUAGUUUAAUGGCCGGUACACCCUGUCACACUUAUGCUCAUUAGUAUUUUAAGCAAAGACACAGAAUUUUAUUCUACUUAAUAUUUAAGAGAUAUUUCUUUUUUGUUGGCAUUCAAUGUUAAAUUGGGAAAAAAAUAAAAAAAAACAAUUUAU